GUCUUGGAGCGCUUCCGGGGUGAGCCCGGCUCGAGCUGUUCGACUGACCGACCUUGCGGCCUGAGCUGAGGGGAGACUGAGUCGUGGUCGUCCAGCCGCUUCGCAGCCAUGGUGGCGUAUUGGAGACAAGCUGGGCUCAGCUACAUCCGGUAUUCCCAGAUCUGCGCCAAGGCAGUAAGAGAAGCACUAAAACCGCAAUUUAAAGCAGAGGCAGAAAAAACAGCUGGAGCCAAUAUAAAAAUACUGAAACCCAAAAAGGAGUGACAUGCAAGUAGGGUCUGAUCUGUAAUGGGCAAAAUGACGACUUUGGGGCAUGCUUGUACACAACGUAACUGCUUCUUCCUCAGUAAAAAUUCUCUGCGUUUGUGUAAAUCAGCAUCAAUAAAUGGAACUUCAUGAAAA
Elgaria multicarinata webbii is the source of this 402-nucleotide messenger RNA. RefSeq names its product ATP synthase F1 subunit epsilon (gene ATP5F1E). NCBI's taxonomy places the organism in Eukaryota, Metazoa, Chordata, Lepidosauria, Squamata, Anguidae. Gene Ontology annotation, cellular component: mitochondrial inner membrane. The transcript has 3 exons. Gene Ontology annotation, biological process: proton motive force-driven mitochondrial ATP synthesis. Gene Ontology annotation, molecular function: proton-transporting ATP synthase activity, rotational mechanism. The coding region runs from base 109 to 264 and encodes 51 amino acids. The record is from RefSeq and is a predicted model, not a curated record.